AGGCCCAAGUUGGUUCCCAAAAGCCCUCGCUUCCGGAGUACCACACUUCCGGGCGCGACUUCUCUUCCGCCAGCUGGAGUGAGUUCCUGGCUGAGCCCGGAUGCUGCGGGUGCUGCGUGGCCUGCGGGGCGUGGCGGUGCACGCAUCUUGGUCUGCGUGGACGAGCACCUCCAGUCAAGCCUGUCACCCGUGCCUUCCCAGCACAGCGACUGCAGAUGAGGGAGUCCCCGAGUUGAGUGUCCCAGCGAUGGCUACUCUCUGGAGGUGCGCCUUGUUGAUGAUCCUGGCGUGCCAGGUGGUGACCCUGGUAAAAUGUUUGGAAGACGACGACGUCCCGGAGGAGUGGCUCCUUCUGCACGUGGUCCAGGGCCAAAUAGGAGCCGGGAAUUACAGCUACUUGCGGUUGAACCACGAGGGUAAAAUUAUUCUCAGGAUGCAGAGCCUGAGGGGGGAUGCGGACCUGUACGUGUCCGACAGCACUCCGCACCCAAGCUUCGAUGAGUAUGAACUGCAGUCUGUCACUUGUGGCCAGGACGUGGUCUUUAUACCGGCACACUUCCAGCGACCGGUCGGGAUAGGAAUUUAUGGACACCCAUCUCACCAUGAGAGCGACUUUGAGAUGAGGGUAUACUAUGACAGAACUGUGGAUCAGUACCCAUUCGGAGAGGCUGCCUAUGCCGCUGACCCAACAGGAGCCAGUCAGAAGCAAGCUUACGCUCCAGAGGAGGCAGCCCAAGAAGAGGAGUCAGUCCUCUGGACGAUAUUGAUUAGCAUUUUGAAAUUGGUGCUUGAAAUUCUCUUCUGACCCCUUGAAUAAGUGCUGGGGCACAAACCCUUAUUUGCAUGGAGCGAUUACAGUUUGCUGCGAACCUUUGAUAUUUGACCUGGUAAAAUUCUGGUUACUUUUUUCUGGACUAGGAUGGAAAAAUAAAGCCAUACAGUUUUGUUACCUCAGUUUACUCCCCAAGCAGGAAAAGCAGCAAGCACAAUAUUUUAGAGAUUAAAAUUCCUAUAAAAAGGAGUCUGCUCAAUAAAAUGUUUAAAUACAUUUUGGUUAGUCAGGUGAGUAAAAAGAUUACAGUAACAGGCUGUAUAAAUCAGAGUAAACUUUGCUGCUAGUGCAGAAGUUAAAAGGCUGAAGACUGUAGAAUUUAUAGACGUUCUAAAUGAAGUACAACACUUCAAGUUUUAAAGAGGUACUAAAGCCAGGUCGGAAAUGCAGUGACAGCUUCGCUGUUCCCAGAGCCUCUGUGCACAGUAGGGAUAUGGUACCUGAUACCUAAGCAAGCUUUGCUGGCAGCAGGUAUUUACAAACUGUUUGUUGCUGUGCCGGUGAUGACGAUUCCAAAUCCAGUUGUACCAGAUCGUGGGCCAUUUGCCCUUUCCCCCACUUAGCCAGCUUGGAGCUCUCUGAUUAUUAGGUUACUAUGAUGCUACCUAAUCAGGUCAAGACAGAGUCAUAACAAGUGGUAACUUUGUUAUAUUCAAGAAGAAAUACUUCAAAUUAAGUUGCUACCUCUUUCAGCUGAUCUCUGGAAAAAGACAAUACUACGAAAUUAAAGUCUGGGGAAAUGAGCCAUUUCUCUGACUUUCUUUCAAGGGUAGAAGUUGCUAAUAAAGAAAUAAAUCAACUUAAUGUUUAAGGUCAUAGUUAACUUCAAAAAAAGUUCUUUAUUGGCAUAAAAAUGAAAGAGUUGUAAAUAAAUUGGCACCAAAUAUCCCAAACAUGAGGGUCAAAGCCUAUUUACCCCUCUUUGCUGUUUUUCCCCCUUCUGCCCACUUUCCUGGGUGUUGGGGGAGCUCGCUGACAACAGUCACAAAUCCAGCGACCUAGGAGAAAAAUUGUUAGUUAAUAUAGAGUGGAAUUUUAUUUUUAUAGGACUGAGUACAAACCAUCUAAACUCAUUCCUGAGCUAUCUGUAGUGAUAUCUCCCUGGGUUUUUAAGUGGGAGGGAGUACUGACUGGUUCCUUAAGCCAAGGAAGAACAUGUAAACAACCCUAAUCAGUGUAACCAAUGCAAUGUGACCUUUCAGUGCAUGGCCAAAAGGCAUAAACAAUCAUUUGUACCUUUAAAAAAAAUUACUGUUAUCUUUCCUAAAAUUCAAAUACCAUUAUGUUCUUGAAACCUCAACAACACAAUUCCUACCGUAGAACCUGUUAAAGCUGGCUUUCUCUGGCUUUUUCCUCCCCUAUUCUAACAGCUCUCUCUCCAUGCACUUUAAAACUAGCACCUAUCCCACAUACUUGAUCUGAAUUAUUACAAAAACUUAAGUGACUAUUCAAGUUGGGUAUUUCUAAAGGAAUUCCAGGAACCUCUUUAUAGAGCACUAUAUAGUGUUAACUAUGCAACUAAGGUCUUCAGAUUGCACAAUUACCUGUACAAUGUUUUAAUAGAAUUACUGUGAUUUACUAUUUGAAUCUGUGUCCAUCCUAAAGUUAUCUGGAAUUGUCAUGCUGCCUCACUUUAUAAAAAUGUCUUAGCAUAUGUAAAGACAUAGCAGUCACUUUGUUAAUAGAUAACCUUUAAAAAUAAAAUCAAACCAUCGAGACAGA
This is a messenger RNA of Arvicanthis niloticus (Nile rat), 2554 nucleotides long. NCBI's taxonomy places the organism in Eukaryota, Metazoa, Chordata, Mammalia, Rodentia, Muridae. The record is from RefSeq and is a predicted model, not a curated record.